Messenger RNA from Colossoma macropomum (tambaqui), 2103 nucleotides. RefSeq lists its product as uncharacterized. The transcript has 4 exons. The coding region runs from base 282 to 1898 and encodes 538 amino acids. The record is from RefSeq and is a predicted model, not a curated record. NCBI's taxonomy places the organism in Eukaryota, Metazoa, Chordata, Actinopteri, Characiformes, Serrasalmidae.
AGCGUUUAUAACCACCAUCUCUACGAAAAUAGCCAGUCCUGCUUUCUAUCUGGAGCGUUUCUGAUGGUCUUCAGUGGAAGAGUCUCAGUUUGGCUUCCUGUUCGCCGACUUCUUAUUCGAAUUCCCCGUUCCACCUUAAAUGGGCAGCUGCUACAGUAAAGCGCUCCAGGCGCCAGAAUGUAGGCUGCGACAUUUAAGGUGGAACGGAGAGUUCGAAUAAGAAGCUAACUUCAACUUCGUGUUUGCGAUUUGUACUUUCACUUUACAGUACUGAUGUCAGAAUGGCGCGAAUGGUCCUUGAAGUUCGUGGAGUCCCAGAUAUCGACCCUUCUGACCGAAUGGUGGACCAGCUGAAGAUACACUUCUUGAGGCGCAGCAACAAUGGAGAUGAUGUUCUAGAGGUACUUUACCCGACCUCUACUCCAGGACAGGCCUACGUCAUCUUUGAAUCAGAAAAAGUUCCUGGCGUCCUGCAGUGCACUCAUGUUUUGGAAGUGGACAGCAGAUUUUAUCCAGUCCAUGUCCAGAGAGCUCGUCAGUCUGAGGUGGACAUGGGGGUUGAAACCACAUUGGAUAUUAGUAUGUUCCCAAAUCCGCGGGAGGCCCUACAGCUCAUUGAGGAGCACGGCUUCGAGGUAACCAAACCCAGCACAGGCCGCCUCCAUUUAAAGGGGUCCUUCCUCAAUCUGAAGCUUUUACGAAAAAAACUCACUCACCUUCUGGCCCAGGGUGUCCCGCUCCAAAGCAGAUCUCCUCCAGCUCUCUCCAACGGAUACUCAUCAGCUUCAUCAGCUCCUGUCUCCAGAUCAGAGCCUGAUCGUUUGGAGGACAGAUAUAUUGCCAAGUCCUCAUCAAAAUAUGGUCAUUUGAUUGGCAAUGGAGUGCAUGUGUGGAACCGGAGCCCCGUGGUUGAUGGUGCAUCAGUAUUAUCAGGUGUUUCUCCAGCCAGCCUCACUCGGCCACAGCCCACCUCUCCUGUACAUGGAGAUUCAGACUCCCCCAGGAGUCUUCCCAACUUGCAUGCUGAUUCUUAUAGUAGGCCAACGUCCAGCCGAAGAGAAGCAAGCGUUUUAGUGGACCGAGACAUCCUGGACUAUGCACUUGUCUAUAGAGAGGAUGUUUUCAAGGAAAUGAAUAUGAACUAUGGUGCUGAGAUGAGUGUAAUAGAUGAUAAAGACAUUACAGUGGUCAAGUUUUUGGGAAUAAACUGUCAGAAAGCUCAAGCGAAGCUCCAGGCUCUCAUUGAGGAUAUUGGACCCAAGUUGCGCAAACAAGAAAUAAACCUGAAAGAAUACAGGCCUGUCCAACAAAAACAGAUACGUGACAGAAUCCAGCAUUAUAAAGACUGGGGUGUUGUGAUCAAGCAAGACGAUGACACUAUAAAGCUGGUGGGAACUUCUACAAGGAGCUUUUUGGUGAUGCAAAUGCUGCUGGGAAUGAAUGAUGACCCGUCUACUUCCAGUCAAAGGGGCAGAGAACUAGAGAGGGGCUCAAGACUAAGACGGAGUUCCUCGCUACAAAGAGAGCAUAGGGUCAGCAGUGUUAGGGAAACUGACCAAGGACGCAGUCCUAAACCUGAUUAUCAGGCCAGUGCAGCAAAAGACUAUUCUCCUUCACACUAUCAGGAGGAAGAUCAGUCAAGAAGAGAGCCACAAAAGCGCCCUCCAAACGAACAGCCAGGCAGGAGACGCAGCAGCUCUGUGGAUAGACAUAAAUACAGGGAGACCAGAGAGCAGCCAAAACAAAUUGAGCCACUGCUGCUGCCAUCUGGUGGUGAAGAAAAGACAUUCACAACAAAAAAGACUCCAACAAUUAAAAAAUCAUUAGGAGCUGGUCUGAAUAAAUUAACUUCAGAUUUUAUAAAUAAGACACGCUUAAAAAAAGUUUCCUUGUUAUGAACAAGGAAAAUGCUGUUAAAAAUGAGGGAUUUCCUUGAUAUUUAAGCGCAGUAACCCAGCAUCGUUUAAACAUUCUGCUCUACAGUACAUUAAAUACACCAUUAAAUAUUAGUUUGAAAUAUUAAAAAAAAAAAUUAUAUUCGAAUGUCAAAAAUUUUAAAACAAAUAUCUGCUGAUACAAAGGUUUGGGUCAAUUGAAAGCGAA